Prorocentrum cordatum is the source of this 1769-nucleotide messenger RNA. Lineage: Eukaryota; Dinophyceae; Prorocentrales; Prorocentraceae. The record is from the annotation of a GenBank genome assembly.
UGGCGGUAGGUGCUCAAGUUCCCCCAGACGCAACCAGCAGGCCUUUGUGCGAUGCAUGCCGACGGUCACUGGGAGCGGCCAUUUCCGUUGCGGCCAUGACCGUGCAGGACGCCGUGGGGCUUCUCGCGGGAGAUGAGUUGGCCCUGGACCGCUUAGCGGGCGAGAUGAGGGCGAGGUCGCAGAAGUAAUGGAUCGCAGCUGCCGCUGGCGCGUGCACGCUCGUCGUCGUCGUCGCCUUUGUCAUCGUUGUGCACGCUUGCAGCACGACGGACGGCUGCAGAAGUCUUCGGGUGAUUUCGAUGGAGAGGAUGGGGGAGAUGUUCAGGAGCCUUCGAAGCUGAGCAUGCCAUAUUUGCGUGCGGAUCAGUACAAAGCGAUCAUGCUCACAGUUCCGGCACUGGGUAUGUCGACAUGCGACCUGGGCUCUAUACCACAAGUUUCAUCGAACGGGCAAUCGAAUCUUGCGCAGCUGGGAGACACGAGCCCAAUAUUACGUAUGCUUCGCCAGCAGGGGAUUGCCCCUUGCAGCUCAUGGUGAACUCAGCAGUAGAAAUAUUUUCCUGGAGUUUCCCUACUACGGGGUCGUGGACUGCGUGGGAGACUCUGGCACAAGACGUCAUACUAUUGGUAGGGUCAAGUACGAUCAGGAUCUCAGCAAUAUGUUCAAGUGGUGUGAUAAUCGAUCAUAUGAACAUCACGUAUAAACAAGCAGCGUUGUUCGAGAAUGUAGUUGGGCAUAUCGAUAACUUCACCUUGCCCCCCCGAGACGGUGUCCUCGCUGGAUUCCGUACUGUGGUUCGAACGAGGCAUUGGUUUCGGGCGCCUUAAUCUCAGCAGAUGCGCCUUGGUGGGCAGCUCGAGUCUCAUGGUGGGCCCUGGCGCUGGGGGGAAGAUGGACGCCUAAGACACGGUCAUCUGCAUCAACCGCAUGCCUCAGGUUCAGUGGCGAGCGACUUCGGCACCAAGACCGACGUGUUCUUCAUGAAUCACCCAGCCUUCAGAUUUGAAGACGUGGAGAUGCUUCAGAGAAAAGGCAUGACGCCCAGGAGGACCAGCUGCAGGGAAAUGGACAACUGCAAACGCGCGGCCAUCCUGCAGAGAGGCGACAACCACUGCAGCCCUCAGGAGAUGGCAAGUCAGUACUGGGGCUGGGACCACUCCAUGGUCGGCUGCGUCCACCCCAACGUCAGCCUGGUCGCCUAUGGCUUCAGGUAUCUCGAAGAUCUCGAAGGCGGCCAGCCGUCAACUGGCUUCCAGGCAUUCCUGGCCUUCUUGCCGCUCUGCCAGGAGUUGGACCUGUUCGGCUUCGGAGGCUCAGCCGCCGUCGACGGCCACUUCGAGUAGUCGGCCCGCAGGCUUCACGAGGAGCACCGCAUCCAGGAUGCGGUCGCGGCCAGGGAGUGGUCGAGACUCGAGUGGUCCGAGCACGCCGGCCGCCUGCGGGACGCGGUGGCGGCCAAGGAGUGGGGCGCCGCGACGACCCGUGGCCCUGGAUGCGGGCGCACGCGGCGAGGGUCCAGAAGUUCCGGUAGCGGGCGGUGUCCGUCGGCGGCGGGCGUGAGAGCCUGGACAAGGGGGGAGCCCUGGACCCCCGUCCGAGCUGGCCGUGCUUCCCUGGGCCGGAGUCGGAGUCGGAGGGCCUGGAGCGCGAGGCCCUGGGCCCUUGGAGUCGAAGGGCUCCAGAGUCCAGCACCCUGUAGUCUGGGGUCUGGGAGGCGAGGGCCCAGGAGUGGGGUCCCGAAUCUGGGCGAGCACGCGCGGUGUGCAGC